AUGAUUGAUUUAGCUACUAUUGUCUCAUUGGAACUUAUUCAAAACUUGCAAAAUGCAAAGUCAAAGGACUGUCUUUUCGGCAUACUGAAUGAAACUCUCACACCCAUGGGUGCCAGGCUACUGAGAAGCAACAUCCUACAGCCUUCUACUGAAGUUUCUAAACUAAACACCAGAUAUGAUGCUGUCGAAGAGUUGUCAUCAAACGAGGGAAUGUUUUUUGCUUUGACGGUUAUUCCAACGAAGCCAAGCUUUUUAUUUGCUGAACAGUCUAUUAACAACGUCAUCAUGCUGAAAACAUUCCUAUGCUCUCCCAGGAACUAUGACCCUGUUCAAACUAUUCUCAAGGAAACGCUAAACGACGAUGUUAGAUACCAAACAAGUGCCCUCGAUUUACGCAAUCACAGAACUUACGCCGUCAAAGCUGGAGUUAACAAUCUUCUCGACGUUGCAAGACAAACCUACAAGGAGGCCAAUGACGAUGUUUCAGAGCUAUGUUCUCGUCUUACUGGUAAUGUAUAUAUUCGUCGUUGCUAUCAAAGAUUGCGACUAACUUGCAUAGAGGAGUACAAUAUCCCAUUGGACUUGAGGUUUGAAUCUGGCCGUCACUAUUAUUUCCGUGUAAAAUCCACCGAUCUCCCAGGUGUGGUACUGCCAGAUAUUUUUAUCAAUGUUUAUCGGAAAAAAGCAUAUGUGGAAUUUCAAACCCUGGACCUUGUCAAGAUGAAUCAAAAAAUAACAGACUCCCAUAACGAGGUGGUUAGCAUGAGUGAUCGGAGCAUCCAAGAGCUUAUAGAUAACGCUAGGUCUCAAAUAUCUAGCUUGUUCCGUAUCAGCGAGGCAGUUGCUCUACUAGAUAUGAUUGCAGCCUUUUCCUACCUACAUACAAUGCAGGAUUAUGUGCGCCCUGAAAUCACAGAUACUCUCGCCAUCAAGGCCGGAAGGCAUCCGAUUCGAGAGAAAAUCCACUCAACAAAAUAUAUACCCAAUGAUGUUUACGCCUCAUCACAGUCCCGGUUUCAGAUAAUAACUGGCUGCAAUAUGAGUGGAAAAAGUACAUAUAUCCGGUCGCUUGCCCUGAUGGCAGUAAUGGCGCAAAUUGGAAGCUCUGUUCCUGCGCAGUAUGCCUCAUUCGCGAUUGUACAUCAACUGUUCGCUCGCGUAUCAACAGAUGAUAACCAGGCUACCAACGUGUCGACCUUUUCCACUGAGAUGAGAGAAGUGGCAUUUAUUUUACGGAACGUUGACUCAAAGAGUAUGGUUAUAAUAGACGAACUAGGUCGUGGAACCGCUUCAGCUGAUGGGCUUGCCAUCUCAAUUGCUAUUGCGGAAGCUCUACUGGAAACUCAUGCCUUAGUUUGGUUCACUACCCAUUUCCAUGAUUUACCAAGGAUUAUGGAGCAUCGCAGCGGAGUUAUAAAUUUGCAUCUUGCUGUUGAUAUGUCCGACCCGAGGUCCAAAAUCACUAUGCUAUAUAAAAUAGUUGAUGGAUAUGUACAGGAACAGCAUUAUGGCCUCGCACUCGCCAGAAUUUUCUCUUUACCUCCAUACCUUAUACAGGUAGCCGAGGAAGUGUCAAGUCAUCUUGCUCUGGCGGCACAAAAUAGAGCAAAGUCUCCUGCAAUUAUUUCUCUGGCCAAACGGCGCAGACUCCUCUUGACAUUAGGAGAACAGCUGAUGCAUGCUCACAAAGGGACCAUGGAAGAUGAAGCACUUAGAGAAUGGCUUCUCAGGCUCCAAAGGGAGUUCACUUUACGGAUGACGGAUAUCGAAGCCGAAACAGAAUCUAACAUAGGCGACGGCGAAACUUCACCGGAACCCAGAGAAACUGAAGAGUCCCAAGAAGACCACGAGCAUAUGGAAGCCGUGUCUCAGGUUUCCAGAGAAUCGCUUCCCAUCAUACCCAUAGAUCCAACAUCAAACCUCAAACGACCUAGAGGUUCAGCCAGCUAUUCUUUCGGCAAUAGUGAGCUGCUCCUAAAUAUUGACAGCGGGAAGUUAGACACUACUCACUCUUGUACUUCAAACGAGUAA
Molecule: messenger RNA, 2031 nt
Organism: Trichophyton benhamiae CBS 112371
Lineage: Eukaryota; Fungi; Ascomycota; Eurotiomycetes; Onygenales; Arthrodermataceae
Exons: 4
Coding region: 1-2031 (676 amino acids)
Biological process (GO): reciprocal meiotic recombination; mismatch repair
Cellular component (GO): nucleus
Molecular function (GO): ATP binding; mismatched DNA binding; ATP-dependent DNA damage sensor activity
Source: RefSeq, a predicted model, not a curated record